AUGACGGCCAACAAUAACAUCAAAGCCCCAGUGGCCUCGUCCACGCACACCACCACGGAGAAAGAAGAUGGGUCUGUCGCGGCGACAGAAGCCGCUUUCGAGAUUCCUGGCUACUCGCCAAAUGAGACAUGGACGGACACCGAAGAGCGCGCGGCCAAACGGCGCGUCGACACGCUGAUCAUGCCCUUCAUCGUGCUCUUCUUUGUCUUCCUCCAGUUCGACCGCACCAAUGUCUCCAACGCGCUGACCGACACGCUCCGCAAGGAUGCGCACGUCGACAACUACCACAUCAAUCUCGCGCAGACGCUCUUCAUCGUCGGCUUCAUCCUCACGGAAAUCCCGUUUAACAUGAUCUCCAAGGCUGUCGGCCCGGAGCGUUUUCUGCCCGUGACGAUGUGCUUGUGGGGGAUUGUGACGUGGUGCCAGGUCUUCGUUCAUAACCCGUCUGGCUUGUACGCGUGCCGCUUCUUUCUCGGAGCGCUCGAGGGCGGGUACAUUCCCGGCAUGGCGUUGUACAUCUCCAAGUUCUACACCAAUCAAGAACUGGGGCUUAGAUACGCCAUUUUCUGGGCAUCGAAUUCUGUCGCUGGCGCGUUGUCGGGACCGAUGGCGGUUGGGUUAUUGUCUUUGGGGGGUAGACAUGGGCUUGCCGGGUGGCGGUGGUUGUUUCUCGUGGAGGGCAUCCUUACCUGCUUCCUGGGCGUGGUGGCCUAUCUCUACCUACCGCAUAACGCUGCGUCGCCCAAGGUCUUUUUCGGCUUCCCGGUGAAGCUCUUCAGCCACCGCCAAGGCACCAUAAUCGUCACGCGUGUCCUCCGCAACGACCCGAGCAAGGCUCUCCGCUACGGAAAGCCUGUCCUCCCGUCUCACAUCAUCAACACCUUUACUGACUGGAAGCUCUACGGGCAUAUCCUUUCCGCGUUCUUGACCAUGGUCAUGAUUCAACCGGUGAACACAUACGCGCCAUCGAUGAUCAAGUCCCUUGGGUUCACGGGCCUGCAAGCCAACGGCAUGAACUCAGUCGGGAGCGUGGGUGCGCUUAUCCUAUCCAUCCUUCUCGCCUACAGCAGCGACCGUUUCCAGGAGCGCGGUGUGCAUAUCACGGUUGGUUUUCUCUGGGGCGCUGCAGGGCUGCUGUGGCUUGCCCUUGCACCUGAUGGCUCUUCAAAAUGGGUGCUUUACGGCGGCGUCGUGAUGACCCAGAUGGGUAUGGGCAGCGCCCAGGCUAUCAACGCUGCAUGGCUAGCGUCCAAGAUGGAGGACUACAAGCGGCCUAUUGCGCUGGCGGCAUAUGUUAUCUCCAUUCAGCUGGCUGGGUUUCCUGGAAACCAGCUAUUCCGCGAUGAAGAUGCACCUCGCUACACACGCGGUCUGCUCAUCGCUGCAGGUUGUACCAUUGCUGGAGCUGUGGUAAUUCUGGCUUGGAAGGUGCUUUACCGUCUGUUUAGUAACGGAGACCGUGGGGUUGAAGUCCGAGUGAUUGAUGGAACGCCCAAAGACGGGACGCUCAAGGAUGAAGAGAAGUGCUGA
Molecule: messenger RNA, 1530 nt
Organism: Dichotomopilus funicola
Lineage: Eukaryota; Fungi; Ascomycota; Sordariomycetes; Sordariales; Chaetomiaceae
Product: nicotinamide mononucleotide permease
Exons: 5
Coding region: 1-1530 (509 amino acids)
Biological process (GO): transmembrane transport
Cellular component (GO): membrane
Molecular function (GO): transmembrane transporter activity
Source: RefSeq, a predicted model, not a curated record